CCAUCUGGCUGGGAAUCACAUACUCAUUUGCAGCUGCCAGUAUGUGGCCCUCUAUCCCCCUAGUUGUCUCCCAGGCUACCGUGGGGACUGCCAUGGGACUCACUACCUCCAUACAGAUGAUUGGUAUCGGUGUGUCUAAUUUGGUGGUGGGACAAAUUCUUGGAAAGAAUGAAGGUUUAAAUGACGAGGAGAUUCUUCACAGAUGGAAGUAUGUAAUGAUAUUUUUGUUGGCCAAUUCUCUAGCUUGUGUAGCAGCUACUAUCUUCCUCAACAUUACAGACAAAAAAAGGGGAGGCAUAUUAAACAUCAGCAGAAAACAACGGCAGCAGCAAGAACUAGAAAAAUCUAUACCAGAGAGUGAAACAAAAUCAGACGAUGAAGAGGAGCCAUUGUUAGGUCGACAGCAGCACAGGAUCAAUUAGUGAUCUAGGUCAUGUAUCAUCUUAACUUCUAGUCACAGACAUAUAGUGAAAAUAAGUGUUUCUUGGAAUGAGAUUAUAAAACAUGUUGUUGCCAAAAAGAAUUAAAGUUGGUUUUUGAUUUUUGUUACAUGUUAAGAAAGAGGGUUCUAUCCAAUGUAUUGAAAAAGAAACAAAAUAUUAAAUGCAUGGAAAAGUUGUUAAUGCACUUUAUCAGUAUUAUUAUUUUUUGGCUGAUUUAAUACAAUAAUGUUAUGGUUUUUGGAUAUUUUAUUGUCUUUUACACAUACUGUAUAGAGGGGAUGGGGUGUGGGUAAUAAAGAUGCUUGUGGAAUUUCAAACAACAUUUAAAACUUUACAGAUGAUACUACAGAAGUUACAUGUUAUUUGAUAAAGAAAAUGUAUGAAUGAAUGUAUGAAAGGUUGUACUUAAUGAUGAAUAAAGCAUUUUUUUUUUAGAA
This is a messenger RNA of Saccostrea cuccullata (small rock oyster), 880 nucleotides long. RefSeq lists its product as uncharacterized. Bases 42 to 422 code for a protein of 126 amino acids. The transcript has 4 exons. NCBI's taxonomy places the organism in Eukaryota, Metazoa, Mollusca, Bivalvia, Ostreida, Ostreidae. The record is from RefSeq and is a predicted model, not a curated record.